Messenger RNA from Nerophis lumbriciformis (worm pipefish), 4548 nucleotides. NCBI's taxonomy places the organism in Eukaryota, Metazoa, Chordata, Actinopteri, Syngnathiformes, Syngnathidae. The record is from RefSeq and is a predicted model, not a curated record.
AUGUUGGGACUGUCCGACUCCGAUGUAGCCCACCACCACCACAGCUUCAAAAAUUCCGAGGGGAAACACUGUGAAUGUGUCGACUCCGAUGUAGCCCACCACCACCACAGCUUCAAAAAUUCCGAGGGGAAACACUGCGGAUGCGAUUUUGAGGAUUCGUACGGCAGUUGUGGGUACGCUGUGGCUUUGGGAACUGGCGGCUUUACUUGGGAGCACCACCGAGACCCGCAUGCAGGCGGCAUGAUGGCGGUGAACGCUUCAGGGCGCGCGUCGGGUCAACGCGCACACCUUUACAUGCCCAAACUGAAGGAAAACGACACCCACUGCAUCGAUUUCCUUUACUUAGUCAGCGGCCGCGACGGCACCGGACCCGGCGACCUCAACAUCUACGUCAAGGUGAACGGCGGUGCUCAGAGCAACCCCGUUUGGAACGUUAGCCGUGUGGUCACGGAUGGAUGGAUCAAGGCCGAGCUGGCCAUCUCCACCUUCUGGCCCAACUCUUACCAGGUAAUAUUUGAAGCAGUAUCAGUCCAGGGCCACCCGGGAGUCAUCGCUGUUGACGACAUUCGUGUUCUGGCUCACCCCUGCCGAAAAGCGCCUCACUUCCUGCGUCUGCAGAAUGUGGAGGUCAACGUGGGUCAGAACGCGUCCUUCCAGUGCACAGCGGGGGGGAAGUGGUCUCAACAUGAUAAACUCUGGCUGCAGCAGUGGAACGGGAAGGACACGGCGCUGAUGGUGACCCGCGUCAUCAACCACCGUCGCUUCUCGUCCACUGUCAGCGUGGGCGACACGUCGCAGCGCAGCACCAGCCGCUACAGAUGCGUCAUCCGUACUGACGGCGGCUCCGGUGUCUCCAACUACGCCGAUCUGAUCGUCAAAGCGCCACCCACACCCAUCGCCCCACCUGAGCUCCUGGCUGUGGGCGCCACCUACCUGUGGAUCAAACCCAACGCCAACAGCAUCAUCGGGGACGGGCCCAUCAUUCUAAAGGAGGUGGAGUAUCGCACCACCUCGGGAAACUGGGCUGAGACCCACGUGGUGGACGCGCCAACCUACAAGCUAUGGCACCUGGACCCUGACGUUGAGUAUGAGAUCAAGGUGCUGCUGUCCAGACCCGGCGAGGGGGGGACGGGACCCCCGGGACCAUCGCUGAUCACGAGGACCAAAUGUGCAGAUCCCGUCCACGGUCCGCAGAAUGUCAACGUGGUAGACGUGCGGGCACGCCUCCUGACCAUUCAAUGGGAAACCUUUGGUUACACCGUCACACGCUGCCAUAGCUACAACUUGACGGUGCAGUACCGGUACGUCUUCAACCAGCAGGAGUUUGCAUCCGAGGAGCUGAUUCAGACGUCCUCUCGCUAUACGCUGCGGGACCUGCGGCCGUCCGUCACCGUCAGGCUGCGGCUGGUGCUAGCCAAUGCCGAGGGCAGCAAGGAGAGCGAGGAGAUCGUCAAACGAACUGACGAGGACGUGCCCGGGUCUGUCCAGUCCAUUCAGAACACAGCGUACGACGACAAGAUCUUCCUGCAAUGGAAGGCCCCCAAUGAGACCAACGGCAUCAUCACCCAGUACGAGAUAGCCUACAAGGGUUUGAGCUCUCUGGACCCCAGCGCCGACCUGAGCACCCAGUGGGGGAAGGUGAGCAAGCCCACCAACGAGACCCACCACCUCUUUGUGGCCCUCCACCCAGGAACCACUUAUUUGUUCACCCUCAAAGCCUCCACUGGCAAGGGGGCCGGCCCCUCUGUCACCACCCGCGUCACCACCAAGAUAGCUGCCCCAAGCAUGCCCGAGUACGAAUCCGAGGCGCCUCUCAACGAGACAGAGUCCACCAUCACCGUCCUGCUGAAGCCCGCCAAGUCUCGUGGAGCACCAAUCAGUUCCUACCAGCUGGUGGUGAAGGAGGAGCGCAAGUCCAAGUCUCGUCGAGCUGCCUCCGAGUACCCCGAGUGCUUCGUGGCGCCCUUCAGCUUCCGGAAUGCUUCGGCCUCAAACUCACCGUAUUACAUGGCGGCCGAGCUUCCGCCUUCCAACCUGCCAGCGGCCCAGCCCUUCACCGUGGGUGACAACAAGAGCUACGGAGGCUUCUCCAACCCGCCACUCUCCCCUUCCAAGAGCUACAGCAUCUACUUCCAGGCCCUCAGUAGAGCCAAUGGGGAAACCAAAAUCAACUGUGUGCGUCUGGCGAACAAAGUGGUGAUAGGUAGGGGACAAAUAACCACGCCGUACAUUCUAGUCAUCCCAAGCGAAGGCGCUUCCACGCAAGACUCUGACGCCAUCGAGCCCGAAAAACCCGUGGACGGCACAGUGAAGUUGGCUGGGGUGAUCACGGGCAUCCUCAUGUUCAUCAUCAUCCUUCUUGGCCUCGUCCUAACCUUCAAGCGCCGAGAGAUUCACACGUGGAGAACUCUGAGCGUGGGGAAGUUGGCCAAGAAGCACAAGGAGACGGCCAGUAGCUCCACCCAGCAAAGGGAGAUGGGACCAGUCAACUCGGCCGACAAGAGCAGCGCCAAAGUCAGCACGCUGCACAAGGAUGACCCUUUUUCUACUUCUAGCCAGGACCUCAACGGAUUCGCCUCCCCCUCUUCCUGCUCCUUCUCCAUGCAGGGAAGCAAGACGCUGCAGAGCAAAUCCUUGAUCAAUUCUUACUACUCAGUUUCCAAAGAGCCCGUGCCUGCCACCGCGUCUCUGGACAGCAGCCAGCCGUCACUGGCCCAGCCCUCGCUGACGCUGCAGAGCUUUCCGUACGGCGGCCGGGAGUCGGUGGAGCUCGCCUACCAAAGUGGUCAGUUCCAAGCGGGUCAGUUCCAGCCAGCCAUCCGGGUGGCCGACCUCCUUCAGCACAUCACGCAGAUGAAAUGCGGACAAGGCUACGGCUUCAAGGAAGAAUAUGAGGCUCUGGCAGAGGGACAGACGGCACCCUGGGAAACGGCCAAAAAAGAGGAGAACCGCAACAAGAAUCGCUAUGGCAACAUCAUCGCUUACCCCACAGAUGAUCACACCAGAGUGCGACUGCAGCUGCUCGAUGGAGAGCCCCACUCCGACUAUAUCAACGCCAACUUCAUCGACGGUUACCACAGACCCAGGCAUUACAUCGCAACGCAAGGGCCUAUGCAGGAGACUGUGAGGGACUUCUGGCGGAUGGUGUGGCAGGAGAAUUCAGCCUCUAUUGUUAUGGUGACCAACCUGGUGGAGGUGGGCAGGGUGAAGUGUGUGCGCUACUGGCCCGACGAAACUGAAGUGUACGGUGACGUCAAAGUCACGCUGGUGGAGACGGAGCCGCUGGCAGAGUACGUCAUCAGAACGUUCACUGUGCAGAAGAAGGGUCACCACGAGCUGCGAGAGUUACGUCAAUUCCACUUCACCAGCUGGCCCGACCACGGUGUUCCUUGCUAUGCCACCGGGCUGCUGGGUUUCAUACGCCAGGUUAAGUUCCUCAACCCACCGGACGCUGGGCCCAUCGUAGCGCACUGCAGUGCGGGUGCAGGCCGGACAGGCUGCUUCAUUGCUGUGGACAUCAUGUUGGACAUGGCAGAGAACGAGGGUGUGGUAGACAUCUUCAACUGCAUCCGCGAGCUCAGAUCGCAAAGAGUCAACAUGGUACAGACUGAGGAGCAGUACGUGUUUGUCCAUGACGCCAUCCUGGAGGCGUGCCUUUGCGGCAACACCGCCAUCCCUGUAUGUGACUUCCGCGCUAUCUACUAUAACAUCAGCAGGUUGGACCCUCAGACCAACUCCAGUCAGAUUAAAGACGAGUUCCAGACCCUAAACAUAGUGACCCCUAGAGUGCGGCCGGAGGAUUGCAGCGUCGGUCUCCUGCCCCGAAACCACGACAAGAAUCGGAGCAUGGAUGUUCUGUCUGCCGACCGCUGCCUACCUUUUCUAAUCUCCGUCGACGGCGAGAGCUCCAACUACAUUAAUGCAGCACUCAUGGAUAGCCAUAAGCAGCCAGCCGCCUUCAUCGUUACCCAGCAUCCUUUGCCAAACACCAUGGGCGACUUCUGGAGGCUUGUGUUUGACUACAACUGCUCCUCCAUCGUCAUGCUCAACGAGAUGGAUGCCACGCAGCUCUGCAUGCAGUACUGGCCAGAGAAGAGCUCGUGUUGCUACGGUCCGGUCCAAGUGGAGUUCAUUUCAGCCGACAUCGACGACGACAUCAUCAACCGCAUCUUCCGGAUCUGCAACAUGGCCAGGCCUCAGGACGGCUACCGGCUGGUACAGCACUUCCAGUUCAUUGGCUGGCCGGCCUAUAGGGACACGCCCCUUUCCAAGCGAUCCGUCCUGCAGCUGGUGCGGCGACUGGCCAAGUGGCAGGAACAGUACGACGGCGGCGACGGACGCACCGUCGUGCAUUGCCUGACGGGCGGUGGGCGCUCUGGCACCUUCUGCGCCAUGUGCAGCAUCAACGAGAUGAUCCAGCAGCAGAACAUCGUGGACGUUUUUCACACUGUCAAAACACUCCGCAACAACAAGACCAACAUGGUAGAGACCAUGGAACAAUACAAGUUCUGCUAUGAGGUGGCCUUGGAGGCGCUCAGCUCUUUCUGA